Molecule: messenger RNA, 2029 nt
Organism: Lethenteron reissneri (Far Eastern brook lamprey)
Lineage: Eukaryota; Metazoa; Chordata; Hyperoartia; Petromyzontiformes; Petromyzontidae
Gene: TMEM147
Product: transmembrane protein 147
Source: RefSeq, a predicted model, not a curated record
AGUGCUUCCAGGUCAACUCGCCCCUCCCACCAGCGGCCUUCACCAUCACCACCACCAACAACCAUCACCUUUAAUACAAUCACCAUCAUCACCACCAACUCUUACACACAGCCACCAACACCACCACCAUGACUUUAUUUCAUUUCGGAAAUUGCUUCGCGUUGUCAUACUUCCCCUACCUCAUCACGUACAAGUGCACGGGCCUAGCCGAGUACAAUGCGUUCUGGAGGUGCGUGCAGGCAGGUGCCACCUACCUUUUCGUACAGCUGUGUAAGAUGUUGUUCCUCGCCACCUUCUUCCCAACAUUUGAUGGGGCAACUGCGGGCGGCUUUGACUUCAUUGGGGAGCUCAUGAAGGCGACAGUUGACCUGGGUGACCUUCUGGGCCUUCAUCUCAUCAUGGCCAAGAACGCCGGCAAGGGGGAGUACAAGGUGAUGGUGGCAGCCAUGGGCUGGGCCACGGCGGAACUGAUCUCCACCCGAUUCGUCCCGCUCUGGGUGGGCGCUCGUGGAAUGGAAUUCGACUGGAAGUACAUCCAGAUGAGCCUCGACUCCAACAUCACCCUCGCGCACUACGUGGCGGCCGCGGCGUUGGUGUGGAUGUGGUCGCGGUACGAUCUUCCCCGUGGCCUCACGCCCAUCGUCUCCGCGCUGCUCGCACUCGCCGUCUACCGCAACUUCCUCGUCGAGCUGCUGGUAUGGGCCACGGCGCCCAGCGGCUGGAUGACCCUGGCCAUCAAGUCGGCGUACACGGGCUCGGUGGGACUCGCGUCGCUCUCGCUCUUCGUGAGGGUCGCCCACGCUGCGUAGUCGGGAGACACGCACGCCGAAAGCCGGCGGCAGCGUGCUUCAGCCGCUUGGUGCAGAACGUCGCGGUUCGAUAUCGCGCCGGCCGCCCUGGUUAAUGCACCCGGCAGUAUUAACCGUGUAGUGCGCGCCGUCUGCUUUCACAGUAGUAGACGUUCAAAGAUCCCGUGAUGUUAUGAAAAAAAAGGAGCAGGCCAUGUGUGCCAGCGUCAUAGACAAAAUUUGGCAAUUUUUUUUAUCAAGUACUCGCAAAUAACCGUAAUUGGGAAGCCACGUGGCAACAUUGCCCUCUACUAGCAGGCUAAUGUCAGUGUGCUGGCCAGUGCUGCAUUCAACUUGUCUCUCACAGGGAUAACUGCCACUGGGGGGAACGGUAUUAAUAUUAAGUUAUGAUUAUGAUUUAACCCGGGUCGCCCUUGCAAAGGCGGCAGUGUUUCACGUGUCUCAAUGGAUUUAUUUAAUCUCCUCUUUCAUAAACGAUAUAUAUGCAUUAUCGUCGCCCUCUUGUUGAGUCGCCCAAUGUGCGUAGCCACCUUGGCUCGAGCGGUGGGUGCGAGCUGAGCGUGCAAGACUCAGGCGGAGGGGGACAGCGCCAGGGACAAUGGAUGGCAGCGAGAGGCACACUUCAGCAAUUAAUAAUUUACGAGCAGCUGUAUGGACAUGCACCAGUUUUGCUUGCCAAAUGUUCCACUUACUGUAUGUUUUUACAAGACGAUUAGUUUUGUGUAUAGAAUGUCAACAAUAUACAAAUGAUGCAUCAUUGUGGGCGACAUGCAUAACUUGAAUCAUCUUGUUCUUGUGCGCAAGUACGUUUGCAGAAUGCUGUGCCGUCCUGCAAAUAAUAUUAAUAAGCGACAGCUCCACUGCUGAAUGAAGGUCUCUCAUGUCGCGUCCAGUCACGGGGCUGGUGUGACCAUAUUUUACCGUGCUGGUCUGUGCCGGUGGAUGACGGGGGCGUGGACCCAGGACCGGUUCAGAUAUUGCUCGUCACCGAUGUAUCGCGUGGCGGGGAAUUGGAACAGGAAUCAUUACAUUCAUUGCACAGUGUGCCAACUGUUGCACAACAGUUCCCUGGUCAUGCAUAUGCCCUGACUGACAUUUUUUAUAAACGACUAAAUAAAACAUUGCAAUGCUCAUCAUGUAGACCAAUUUCAAUGUUUACACAUUUGAAUUUGUUGCGUCUUGCUGUUUCAGUCCCAGGUCUUCAUAAAAAACCUCCACUU